This is a messenger RNA of Trachymyrmex cornetzi, 1281 nucleotides long. RefSeq lists its product as uncharacterized. Lineage: Eukaryota; Metazoa; Arthropoda; Insecta; Hymenoptera; Formicidae. The transcript has 4 exons. Gene Ontology annotation, molecular function: nucleic acid binding. The record is from RefSeq and is a predicted model, not a curated record. The coding region runs from base 1 to 1281 and encodes 426 amino acids.
AUGGACCCAGAUGGCUUCGUUCAGAAGAAGAAUGGCCAGAGCGGCGUGAGAACAUCCCAGAACUAUCGGACAGAAGAGAAAAGAAGAUCUCUAUUUGCCGAAGGUUGUCGUCGCAAUAAACAUAGGGGCGGUCUCAUCGUCAGUGAGCCGAAUAAGGCAGAAAUCGCGAGGAUAGUCCAACAUGAGUCCUUUAUCCAGGAAGUUCACAGUCUCAAAAAGAGGAGUGCUAUCAAGGGGAAUAGCAAGUUGAUCGCACUGGACCCAUUCAUAGAUAAGCAGGACCUAAUCCGAGUAGGAGGUCGUUUACGGCAUGCUGACUUACCGGAAGAAACAAAGCACCCUAUCAUACUGCCGUCGCAACAUCACAUAACUAAUCUGAUAUUGAAGGAAGAGCAUUUGAGGCUACAUCAUUGCGGAGUCGAGCAACUGUUAGCAUCAAGCAGAAGAAAGUAUUGGAUUCUAGCCGGCAGAAGAGAAGCUCGAAGAGCAGUCCGCUCAUGCCUAAAUUGCUUUAGAACGCGUCCUCCCAACUUGUCUGUGAAGAUGGGGGACUUGCCCAAGGAAAGGGGAGAGCCGUCGCAGAGGGCGUUCAAGGCUUACAUUGCCUUAUUUAUUUGUCUCAACACAAGAGGUAUUCAUCUCGAGUUAGUCACGGAUCUGACGACAGAAGCGUUUUUGGCAGCUCUUCGUCGUUUUACCGGAAGGAGAGGAAUUUGUUCCUGUCUGAUAUACGAUAAUGGCACCAAUUUUGUAGGUGCCUCUCGAGAACUUAAGAAAUUAUACGCAUUUUUAAAGGAAAAGGAAGAUACAAUACAAACACUGUUGGCGAAGCAAAAAAUAGAGUGGAGCUUUAUUCCUCCGAGAGCCCCAAACUUCGGGGGUUCAUACAUGGGAGUCUGCAGUCAAAAUAGUAAAAAGCCCGUACAAGGGAAUUAUGUUGAUGUUUCUGAUAAGUAUCUAAGUCAUUGGCAACACCUUCAAAAGAUGCGGCAAGAUUUCUGGAGGCGCUGGCAGACCGAAUAUUUGACAGAGCAGCAACGUCGGAGUAAAUGGUUUCGUGGAACUACAGCCUUGACUAAGGGAACUCUGGUACUCCUUAAGGACGAGCGUCUGCCUCCUCUCCAGUGGCAUGUAGGAAGAAUUACGGAGGAGCACCCCGUAGCCGAUGGCGUAACUAGGGUGGUCACGGUCAGAACGGCACAAGGCCAGUUUAAGCGAGCAUCACGCAGCUUAUGUCCCCUGCCUAUGGAGGAUGACCUCCUUACACCAAGAAGCAAUUGA